Phodopus roborovskii (desert hamster) is the source of this 1961-nucleotide messenger RNA. RefSeq names its product transmembrane protease serine 11F. Gene Ontology annotation, cellular component: plasma membrane; extracellular region. NCBI's taxonomy places the organism in Eukaryota, Metazoa, Chordata, Mammalia, Rodentia, Cricetidae. The coding region runs from base 199 to 1518 and encodes 439 amino acids. The transcript is spliced from 11 exons. Gene Ontology annotation, molecular function: serine-type endopeptidase activity. Gene Ontology annotation, biological process: proteolysis. The record is from RefSeq and is a predicted model, not a curated record.
UUUCAUUUGUUUUGAUUCUCAGGGAGAAGAUUCCAGAGUUUUCAUUUUGGCAUCAUUUUCAAGAACGGCAAACCAAAGAAACACAUGCUAUGUAAAGAAGAAACGAGUCAAAGGCAAUAAACCAAAAGCCUCCCAGCCCUGACCUGGCUGAUAGAGAUCAGAUGGUGAGUGGAUAGAAGCCUCCCCAGUCUUGGGUCCAUGAUGUACGCACCAGUUGAGUUUUCAGAAACGGAAUACGCACGAAUUCAAUAUCAAAGAAGACAACAACAAUUCUGGGACCCUAUUAGACUAUCUCUUUUCACAUUGGCGAUUGUAGCAAUCAUAGGAAUAACAAUUGGCAUAGUCACUCACUUUGUUGUUGAAGAUGAUAAGUCAUUCUACUACCUUGCCUCUUUUCAAGUCACAAACAUCAAAUACAAAGAAAAUUAUGGAACAAGGUCAUCAAGAGAGUUUAUAGAAAGAAGUCAUCAGAUUGAGAGAAUGAUGUCUAGGAUUUUUCGACGUUCUUCUGGAGUGGGUCGAUUUAUCAAGUCCCAUGUUAUCAAGAUAAGUCCAGAUGAACAGGGUGUAAACAUUCUUAUGGUGCUCAUGUUUCGAUACCCAUCUACUGAUAGUGCUGAACGAAUCAAGAAAAAAAUUGAAAAGACGUUAUAUCAAAGUCUGAAGAUCAAACAGUUGCCUUUGACUAUAAAUAAACCAUCAUUUAGCCUCACAUCUAUUGACAGCAGAAAGAUGAGAAAUCUUCUCAAUAGUCGAUGCGGGAUAAGGAUGGCAUCUUCAAACAUGCCAUUACCAGCAUCCUCUACUACUGAGAGAAUUGUUCAGGGAAGAGAAACAGCUAUGGAAGGGGAGUGGCCAUGGCAGGCCAGCCUACAGCUCAUAGGGGCUGGCCAUCAGUGUGGAGCCACACUCAUCAGCAACACAUGGCUGCUCACAGCGGCUCACUGCUUCUGGAAAAACAGAGACCCAAGUAAAUGGAUUGCUACUUUUGGUACAACUAUAACACCACCUGCAGUGAAGCGAAAUGUUGGAAAGAUUAUUAUCCAUGAAGAUUACCACAGAGAAAGCAAUGAAAAUGACAUUGCUCUAGCCCAGCUCACGACCCGAGUAGAGUUUUCAAAUGUGGUCCAGAGAGUCUGCCUCCCAGACUCAUCUAUGAAACUGCCACCCAAAACAAGUGUGUUUGUCACAGGAUUUGGAUCUAUUGUAGAUGAUGGACCUACACAAAAUAAACUUCGGCAAGCUAGGGUGGAAACCAUAGGCAGUGAUGUGUGUAACAGAAAGGAUGUGUAUGAUGGCCUAAUAACUCCAGGGAUGUUGUGCGCUGGAUUCAUGGAAGGAAAAGUAGAUGCAUGUAAGGGUGAUUCUGGGGGACCUCUGGUUUAUGACAAUCGGGACAUUUGGUACAUCGUGGGAAUUGUAAGUUGGGGGCAAUCAUGUGCUCUUCCAAACAAGCCUGGAGUCUACACAAGAGUUACUAAGUAUCGAGACUGGAUAACCUCCAAGACUGGCAUCUAAAGUGGACUCCUGUGAGUUAUAGCCAUGGUGCACAGAACAAGAUACUUAAAGAUUGUGUAUUAUCACUUAGAGUUGUGAGUUAUAGUCACGGCCCAAGAAGCAGGAUGCUUGCAGAUUGUAUAUUAUCACUUAAGGUCGUGAGUUUAUAGUCACAGCACACAGAGCAGGAUGCCUGCAGAUUGUACAUUAUUACUUAGAGUCAUGGGGAUCAAAUCAAUGCUUCUGCCAGAUAUCAAGGAACUCAUCACACCAAGUCCAACUUAAUAUCAUGAAAUGGCUUUUGUGUACAUAAACUCUCUACCAAGAAGAAGGAAGACAUGGCUAAUGACAGGUAGCAUGAAUGCCUCACUCAUAAGAGUGACUCCUCAAUGUGACAAACACUUGCAAAUGGUUUCCCUCAGGACAUAAGCGCUGCCAGGCUGCUACAACCUUACCUCAUAUGA